This is a messenger RNA of Selaginella moellendorffii, 759 nucleotides long. RefSeq lists its product as uncharacterized. NCBI's taxonomy places the organism in Eukaryota, Viridiplantae, Streptophyta, Lycopodiopsida, Selaginellales, Selaginellaceae. The record is from RefSeq and is a predicted model, not a curated record. The transcript has 3 exons. Bases 1 to 759 code for a protein of 252 amino acids.
AUGGCGGUGGCAAUGCGGCUUCUUGUGCUCCUCGCGGCUAUGGCGGCCACGGCGAUCGGCAAAUCCGUCAAGAAUCCUGCUGAUGCAUUGGCCCGUGAGAUCAAUCGCAACCUCACCGCCGCCAAUCUCCCAACUCUCUACAACAAUCCGGGACUUGGCUGCGUGGCCUUGCAGUACAUCCAGGCAUACCAAGGCCAAUGCAGCGACGUCGGUCCAAACGGCCAACGUCCACCAGAGGCCUCUUUCAAGACAACGCUCGCAGACAACUGCGGAGUGGAUCCAUCUUCGGUGGCCGACAUCACUGGAACCAUCCUCGCCUGCGAGACCGAGUACCGCGACGCUCGCUACGCCUUCUCCAGCCUUCUCUUCAAAGAGUCCAGCACGCUGGCGACGCUCCAGAGCUCAAACCACACUGAGUUUGGAGUCGGGAUCAGCGGCUACGAGGGCGGCGCUCCAUACUUUUGGUGCGUCCUCCUCAGCAAUGGGACGCCAAAGUCGAGCUUCUCGUUCUCGGAUUCCAAGGCCAAGUACCAAAAGACCGGAUGCUUCAGCGGGACUGGGGAGGCUUGCAGCGGUGGAGCUGGAAGUUUCCGUCGGGUGGCCUCGCUGAUCCCCGCUUCCAUGUUCGUCGCGAGCGUGCCAAGUGGAACGCAUCGGCUCCGAGAAUAUUCCAGGGACUCGCUUAGCUGCUCGCUCCGCAAGCCCUAUGCGUUUCUCUCGUUUGCUCUGAUGGGUAUUUGGCACUGUUUGGCAGGAUGA